GAAACAUCCAAAGGCCUUGCGUUUUGCGCAAAUUUGGAAGGAAUAAUCUUUCUGCGUAUCAUGAAGCCAAAGGCAUCCCAUCCGAAUAAUCGGACUCUUUUGAAUGUCAAUAAUCACAUCAAGAAACAGCUCGUUAGAUGAAGAUCAGAGGUAAUGCGGCUACAUCUUUUGACGCGAUGCUUUCAUCAACUCAUGACUGUGUUUCAUCAUCACUAUCAGAGACGGAAUAUCACCAUAUACUCCAGGAACAUAUUCCUUCCCAUCUUUUGCAAAUGACAACCGGUUGCCACCUAUGUAUACAAAGAACGCCUAUUCACUGGCAACUUUCGACAUUCUAAUCAUGCUGAGCAACGUUGUGUUACGCGUUGUAUUAAUGUACGUCGAUGGUGUGGUCAGGUAGUGUCGCACAUUCGUGGUUCUGUUCCUUGCUGGAAGCAGGUGGAAGCAGCUGGGAAGAAACCCAUUAAUGAAUGCUGCUAAUCUUGUUACGUACGGUCCCUAUUCUUCUUUGCAACAAAUUGAUGUCAUGAUAACAGUUGCAAGAAAUGGCAUCAUUUAAUGAUCUAAACAAGCAUUGUAAGGACGCCGAACGAAAUGUUGCUAAUACGGAAAAUAACAAAGCGGAUUUAGAAUCUCGAUUUGAAUGUCCUAUUUGCCUGACCUGGUUACGCGACCCAGUACUAACGUCAUGUGGUCAUAAGUUUUGUGCCCAAUGCAUUAAUAUGUGGCUGCGGAAAAAAGGUACAUGCUGUCCUGUGGAUAGUCAACCGUUACAGCCGGAGAGUGAUUUAUUCCCAGAUCUCUUCACACGACGAGAAAUAUCCCAACAACGAGCACAUUGUCCCUACCAAAAAUUUGGAUGUGCCAUCGAAUUAUCGCCCAUUGACAUAGACAGUCAUAUGAAUAAAUGUGACUUUAGAAGACAAGUUGGUGAACAUGUUUCAUGCCCAUUUAAAUCCAUUGGAUGCUCUGAUAUUAUUAUUUCGGAAGAAGAACUGAAAACGCAUUUGGAACAUUCAACAAGUUCACAUCUCACUGAAAUUUUGCAGUUAGUGGCGAAGGUCAUUCCAAAAUUAACCUCCUUGGAACAAACUGGUUCAAGUACCAGAGCCAUGGAAUACAAAUGGUGGGACCCACCCCCAAAAAAAAAUUUGCUCUCAACCCAAGAUGAGCCAUGUCCAGAUUGGCAGGAAUUAGUCAAAACACUCUACGAGAGGAUCGUAGUCUUGGAGCAACAGAACCGUGAGCUCACCAUAAGUCUUUCUAAUCAGCAAAAUCAUCUAUCUUCCAUCCGGACUUCAGUACGAUAUAAUGACGAAGAGAUGAUUCUGCGCUAUUGCAACGGUCUUUAUAUUUGGAAGCUUGACUCGUUUAGAGAGAAACUUGAGAUCAUGAUAACUGAUUCUCUAAAAAUGUUUUACAGUCCUGGAUUCUAUACAUCUCCUAAUGGUUACAAAAUUUGUGCUAGGAUAAAUGUAUCUUCUAAAGAUCCUCGCUACUUGUCUCUCUUAAUUCACAUGAUGCAUUCGGAAAAUGAUGAUGCAUUAGACUGGCCGUUUAAUGGGUCGAUUAGUUUUGUACUAGUUCAUCCCAUGGAUUCCGAACGUAAUAUACGAGAUACUACAUUCUCCAAACCUGAACUAGAGGCAUUUAAAAAACCGACUUGUGAAUUGAACAAGCGAAGUUUCGGGUAUACGGAAUUUGUUUUAAUCAAGGAUUUAGUUGAAUUUUUACGAGAAGACAGUAUGAUUAUGAGAGUGGAAGUUAAACCAAUUUAGAUAUUCCUCAACAGAAUUUAUUGAAAUUUACGUAAUUUCCAUAGAACCCACAGUACGGCUAAGUAAACCCCAAAACAGAUUGAACUGGUAUUCGUUAUAAUAUCAGUUUUUUACUCCAAAGGACUAUGUCCAGUUCAGAUACAAUUUGCCAAGCAAUUAUCACGAUGCAAGUCGAAAUAGCCGACGCUUCUGCCGCAAUGCAAGGGACCUUAGCAUGGCGUUGAGUUACCGGCUUGUCAAUUCAAGGCUCUGUCCAGGCUACCGAUAAUUUUAUUGUCCAGCCUUAUACACGACAUGUACAUGUAAGGAAGAAGUAUGUUCCGCCCAUUUGAAUCUUUCAAAAAAUAAUAUUACACAAUUACAUCUCCUUGUACUAGUUUAUUAAAUUAUAGUAAAGUAUUGCGAAUGUUAUUAGAAUAAAUAAUUUAUGAAAAUUCACACGCAAGUCUUUCCUCCUACCUCUAAUAAAUACUAUGCAAUUUUUAUAAUUAUCAUUGUUCACGUAGUAAAUUUUAGUUGUAAAUGUGGGCUUCUAACUUAGAAUAUCCGAUAUUUUUCAAACACUUCACGCGUUUCUCAGAACCUGAAAAAAUGGCAAAGAUUAUGUUUUCCCCUUAAUUCCAUUUAUGAACAAUCAACAAAAUUGAAUUUGUUGCUGAUGGCUUCAGUUUCUCAUCUAAGUAUAUGAUUCAAAUAAACACAGAUGUCUGGCGAUAGAAUCUACCGCGCUAGCUGUACGAAUGGGGAAUUCCAUGCUCUAAAAUUAUUCAACAGUGUUUCUGUCACGUAAAACUGUCUGUGAGAA
Molecule: messenger RNA, 2583 nt
Organism: Neodiprion virginianus
Lineage: Eukaryota; Metazoa; Arthropoda; Insecta; Hymenoptera; Diprionidae
Gene: Traf6
Product: TNF receptor-associated factor 6
Exons: 6
Coding region: 546-1778 (410 amino acids)
Biological process (GO): regulation of canonical NF-kappaB signal transduction; positive regulation of JNK cascade; tumor necrosis factor-mediated signaling pathway
Cellular component (GO): plasma membrane signaling receptor complex
Molecular function (GO): ubiquitin-protein transferase activity; zinc ion binding; protein binding
Source: RefSeq, a predicted model, not a curated record